GUAAACUGAACUGCAAAAUUCAAACUUGUAAGUUGAUUGUAGUCUUGUAUUGGUGCUUUUUGCUACCUAUAUUGUUUAUUGUCAGUUAAUACUUACUCGGUGUUCAUUGUACGGUCUUCGUUUAAUUAUUAUUCUUCAUAAAUACUUCAGCAGCUUCGUACUAAUUCGUUGAGCAGAAUAAUGGAUUCGUACGGCCAAGGAAAUCGAACGAAUCAGUGCAAUCCCAAUCAUGCACCAUCAGGCCCCGGCCACAAUGCGUCCUAUGGCGGCGAUACGGGUCGCUCCGCAAUGAACAAUCAUUCUAAUCAAAUGAACCCCAAUAAUGCUCAAUACGGAGGGGGUCGAAGCGGCGGCGGCGGCGGCGGCGGCGGAGGAAAAAGCGGCGGCGGUGGAGGCGGUCGAAGUGGUGGUGGUGGCGGCGGCGGCGGAAAAGGUGGCGGAGGUGGAAGACGUUGAACCUUUUUCAAAAUUUUGAGAUAGAAAUGAUUUUGACUUUUCUGAAAUGUAUGUAGUACUGAAAUAGAUUUGUGAAACUACAA
This is a messenger RNA of Planococcus citri (citrus mealybug), 539 nucleotides long. RefSeq names its product RNA-binding protein cabeza-like. The transcript is spliced from 2 exons. Bases 181 to 456 code for a protein of 91 amino acids. The record is from RefSeq and is a predicted model, not a curated record. Lineage: Eukaryota; Metazoa; Arthropoda; Insecta; Hemiptera; Pseudococcidae.